AUGAAUAAAGAAUUGAAAGCUUUGGAAGACAAUGAAACAUGGGAGUUAAUUGUUUUGCCUAAAGACAAGCAAGCUAUUGGGUCUAAGUGGGUUUACAAGACAAAAUUAAGACCAGAUGGGACAGUUGAGAGAUAUAAGGCAAGGUUGGUUGCUAUUGGGUAUCAACAAAUUGCUGGUCAAGACUUCAAUCAGACUUUUUCACCUGUAGCAAAGCUGGCCACAAUCAGGGUUGUUAUUUCUCUUGCAGCAGUAAAGCACUGGCCUCUCUACCAGCUUGAUGUCAAUAAUGCGUUUUUACAUGGCUUUUUAGAUGAGGAAGUUUGCAUGCUUCCACCUGCUGGAUAUACAAAGGCUAAGAUUUGA
Molecule: messenger RNA, 363 nt
Organism: Beta vulgaris subsp. vulgaris (sugar beet)
Lineage: Eukaryota; Viridiplantae; Streptophyta; Magnoliopsida; Caryophyllales; Amaranthaceae
Exons: 1
Coding region: 1-363 (120 amino acids)
Source: RefSeq, a predicted model, not a curated record